UAGAGCAAAUGAGCCCAGAAAUCGGCCCAACUCCUCUUCCUACAUACAAUGCAAAGAUGCUGCCGCAAGUGCAAGGCAAGUGCCAGCCGAAAUGUUGUCCUACUUGGUUGUAUAUCAUAAUGCAUCAGUGUUGGGUCUAUGCUCCAGUGGAAAGGCUACCUUUCAUGGCCAUAUUUGAUGGCAUCUCGUUGAGGACACCAGGGGCGCACUUAAUGGUGACUUGGCUAAAUCAUUAUAACCAGGGAAAGUAUUUGCCUCUGAAUAAACGCCGGUCUGAGGAUCCUUGCCUUGUAAACGAUAAGCCGAAUCACCCAUCCUCAAACGUCACCGUGACUUAUUACGGUAGCGCAAGAAAGGAAAAAAGAAAGGAUAAAGAGGGAAAAUGA
This is a messenger RNA of Pocillopora verrucosa, 386 nucleotides long. The record is from RefSeq and is a predicted model, not a curated record. NCBI's taxonomy places the organism in Eukaryota, Metazoa, Cnidaria, Anthozoa, Scleractinia, Pocilloporidae.